Messenger RNA from Euleptes europaea (tarantolino), 1636 nucleotides. It is a transcript of the gene SPHK1, whose product is annotated as sphingosine kinase 1. The record is from RefSeq and is a predicted model, not a curated record. Lineage: Eukaryota; Metazoa; Chordata; Lepidosauria; Squamata; Sphaerodactylidae. Gene Ontology annotation, biological process: cellular response to growth factor stimulus; sphingosine biosynthetic process; negative regulation of apoptotic process. The coding region runs from base 1 to 1557 and encodes 518 amino acids. Gene Ontology annotation, cellular component: cytoplasm; membrane; intracellular membrane-bounded organelle. The transcript is spliced from 5 exons.
AUGGAGGGCGGCUCGGGCCCCGGGGAAGCCUCCCCGGACGACGCGCUGCUCUCGGGGGUCUUCUCGCUGGCCCCGGCGCCGACGGUCGCCUACGCCCUGAGCCUCACCCGCGGAGCCGAGCUGCUGAUGCGCGGGCGGGACGCCCCGCCGGGCAGCCCGGCCACCCGCCUGGCGCUCUCGGACUGCAUCGGCUGCUACGCCUUCCAGGGCCCGCCGCCGGACGCCUACUUCACCGUCUUCUGCUACCCGCUCCGCAAGGGCUGGUGGGACGCCGGCGAGUCGCGGCGCAGGCUGGCCCGCACCUUCCGCGUCGCGGCGUCCCGCGAAGCCAGCGAGAACCGAGCCGUCGCCGAGACCUGGGCGCGGGAGGUCAGGGAGCUCUCCGCCCCGCGCGUCCCCAAGCCGGCAGGAGCAGUAUAUGGACGCCUCCCUUCGCCCUGUCAAGUGAUGGUGUUGUUAAAUCCACACAGUGGGUCGGGCCAGGCACUGCAUCUAUUCAAGACCCACGUUCAGCCGAUGCUGACAGAAGCAAACAUAGCAUUCAGCAUGUUCAUAACUGAGAAACGCAACCAUGCUUGGGAACUGGUGAGGGAGGAGAACUUGUCCAGGUGGGAUGCCUUGGUCACUCUGGCUGGGGAUGGCUUGCUGUAUGAGGUGAUCAACGGCCUGAUGGAGCGUCCUGACUGGGAGACCGCUAUCCAGAAGCCUCUUUGCGUCCUGCCGGCGGGCUCGGGAAACGCCAUUGCCGCUUCUCUCAAUUACUAUGCUACCAAGACCUCCCUCUUGAAAGAGGAGCUGCUGACGAGCUGCACUUACUUCCUCUGCAAAGGCCUGCACGCCCCCCUGGAUGUCAUGUCCCUCCAUACCGCCUCAGGCAAGCGCCUGUUUUCCUCCCUCAGCUUCAGCUGGGGCUUCGUCUCAGAUGUUGACAUCACCAGCGAGAGGUACCGCAAACUGGGGAGCGUUCGCUUCACUCUGGGCACGCUGCAACACCUGACCACACUCCAAGCCUACAAGGGCCGUCUCUCCUACCUGCCUGCCGAAGAGCCAAGCUCUAUCUCCUCACAAGGGGAGCAGAGCAGCCUCUCAGUGCAGUAUGCCAACCCAGUCUCCUUCUGCAACGGCAAGUCCACCUGCCCUCAGCAGGGCUCUCGGCUUGAAGACUCUUUGCUGGCCCCCUUUGACCAGCCAGUCCCCAAAGACUGGAUUACAGCGCCUGAGGAGGAGUUUGUCUCCAUUAUUUGUAUCUAUCAGUCCCACCUAGGAACAGACCUUAUUCUGGCUCCCUCCGCCAAGCUCUAUGAUGAUGCCAUCCACCUCUUCUACAUGAGCGCUGGUGUUUCCAGGAUGGCUAUGAUCAAAUUCUUCAUGGCCAUGGAGAAAGGGAGCCAUUUGACUCUCAACUGCCCGUACCUCCAUUACGCGCUCGUGAAAGCCUUCCGACUUGAACCCUUUAUACUUAAGGGACACAUGACGGUGGACGGUGAGGUGCUGGCAUGCGAGCCAGUGCAGGGCCAAAUUCACAGGCGGCUGUGCCGUAUCAUCAGUGGUUCUUGAGUGUGUUGGGAGACCUCCAGGAAGCAACAUCUGUGCCAGCAGCAAAAGGCUUUGCAGCAUUGUUGGGAGUGUAUGUGUG